Prunus armeniaca (apricot) is the source of this 579-nucleotide messenger RNA. The record is from the annotation of a GenBank genome assembly. Lineage: Eukaryota; Viridiplantae; Streptophyta; Magnoliopsida; Rosales; Rosaceae.
AUGGCUCGCUCCAGCGCCGUGGUUUUGGUGAUCAUGGCUGCUCUGUUGGUGGCCUCAACAAGGGCACUAUCCCCUGCAUCGUCACCAUCCAAGUCCCAUGCAGCUUCUCCAUCGAGCACUCCACCAUCAGCUGCUCCUUCUCCGUCUAGCCAUCCACCUAAGGCUGCAUCUUCUGCAAGCUCUCCUAAGGCUGCAUCUUCUGCUUCUCCAUCAAGCUCUCCUAAGGCUGCGUCUUCUGCUUCCCCAUCAAGCUCUCCACCUUCUCUUUCUCCAGUGAGCACUCCACCUUCUUCUUCUCCUUCGAGCACCCCACCUACGGCCACUCCUUCUCCAUCGAGCACUACACCAACUACCGCUCCCUCUCCAUCGAGCACUUCACCGGAGGCUGCUCCUUCUAGCAAGCCAGCUGCCAACUCUCCACCUUCUCCUCCCUCGUCUUCCCCUGUGGCCUCUCCAGAGAUUUCUCCCUCUUCGUCUGGAGAUGCUCCUGCACCGGCCCCUAGCGGUGCCAUUUCAAAUAGGUUGGCCGUCGCCGGAUCUCUUGCCAGUGGGCUUUUCGCUGCUGUCUUGGUUAUGUAG